AUGGCGAGAGGCGGCACGUCAAACAAUGACUCAAAACACCCUACCAUGGAGGAGAUGAUGGCCACGAUCAAUGGCUUACGGGAGGAAAAUGCGCGUUCCAGGGAGAGAGAGGAGGCCAUUCAACGCGAGAACGAGGAAAUCAGGGGGCGAGCAGACGAGAUGCAGGCCAGAAUAGCGGCCAGUACCAGGACGGUGGGGGAGGAUGGCAUGUUGGAAGUCCCCAGGGGUUUUCGACCUUUCUCGGAAGCCAUAGAGGUCGAGACCAUCCCCAGGGAUCAUCGGAUACCCCAAGUCGAGCCUUUUGAUGGAACGCAGGAUCCCAGUCAGCAUUUGACGAAUUUUCGAGCUCAAAUGUUGAUUUGUGGAGGGAGUAUGGAAGUUCGCUGCAAAUUGAUCAUGGGCACACUCAAAAAGGCAGCACUUGAUUGGUUUAGUGGUCUCCUUGACCGAUCAAUCACUGACUUCGAUGUUUUCAGUCGGCUCUUCAUGGCACAAUUCGCCGCCAACAAGAAGAAACCACCAAUCACGUCGGACUUGUUCGACCUCAAGCAGCAGCGCGAGGAGUCGCUGAAGGACUUUCUGCAAAGGUUCAACGAGGUCGCCUUGAGGAUAACGUCGUUGGAUGAAAGGAUGGCGGUCAUUGCAUUCCAGAAGGGUUUAAGGUCCGGAGCUUUCGACAUCACGCUCGAAAAAGCAAAUUGUCAAACAAUGUCGGAGGUGAGGGCUUUCGCCCUGAGUCACAUCAAGACGGAGGAAAACCAAAUCAUGAAAAGAGCAGCUGAAAGCCGAGAGGAAGGGGGCAGUAGUAAGGAGGGCAACAAGCACCUCCGGGUGCGCUCAGAUUGGAAUAAGCGACGUGAUCACUACGAUGCUAAGGAGGGGAAUCGCAGGCAGACGGACUAUGGUGGUCGGGCGAAGGGCGAGUGGACACGAAGCAACGAACAGGAAAAGUUCACCCCACUCAACGUUCCCAGGAGGCACAUACUCCAUGACGUCAACAACGCGUCACUUUUCGAGUUCCCGGCGGCGACUGAUCGUCAGUUGGGUCCUUAUAAGACCGACUGGUGUGAAUUUCAUCGGACCCAUGGACAUACUAUGGAGAAUUGCUUUGUUCUUGGUAGACAGAUUGAGUGUCUCAUCAAGGAGGGUCGCUUGAAGAAGUUCAUCGCAGGUAAGCAUGAUGAAGACUCGUCUGACAGACGACGCAAGCAUGAAGGGGAAGAUACGAGGGGAGGAAGACACAAAGGGAGGUCUCCUCCGAGAGAUAUUCCAGAGAAGAGUUUAGAGACCCACCAGCAGGUUGUCCAUGGAGACUUUAACACCAUAGCGGGGGGAUUCGCUGGAGGAGGUCCUACAUCAGCAGCACGGAAGAGAUACUCUCGCUCGGUGUUGUCGGUCUCGGAGUGGGCGAGACCGACUCGGCCAGCCAUCACGUUCUCGGACGCCGACUUUGAAGGGGUGUCCCCUCAUGAGGACGACCCCAUAGUUGUUUCAGCGAUAGUCAUGGGCUACAAUGUGAAGCGUGUGCUGGUAGAUCAGGGCAGCUCAGCGGAUAUCAUGUUCUAG
Messenger RNA from Cajanus cajan (pigeon pea), 1566 nucleotides. RefSeq lists its product as uncharacterized. NCBI's taxonomy places the organism in Eukaryota, Viridiplantae, Streptophyta, Magnoliopsida, Fabales, Fabaceae. The record is from RefSeq and is a predicted model, not a curated record.